UGGUGGCUCCAAAGGCAUAGGGAAAGCUAUAGUUGAAGACCUGGCUAGUUUAGGAGCAAAAGUUCACACCUGUGCUCGGAAUCAGGAAGAUCUUGACAAAUCUCUCCAACACUGGCAAAGCUUGAAGCUUAAUAUAUGUCACUGGCUCCAUCUGUGAUGUAUCCUCCCGAGCUGAAAGAGAGAAGCUAAUGGAGCUAGUCUCUUCUUUAUUUCAAGGGAAGCUCAACAUUCUUGUCAAUAAUGCAGGGACGAGUAUAUUGAAGAGCUCCUUAGAAUUAACAGCAGAAGACUACAAAAACUUAAUGGCUAUCAAUUUGGAAUCUGCUUUUCAUUUGAGCCAACUCAGUCACCCUCUUCUCAAAGCCUCGGGUGCCGGUCGCAUUGUCUUCAUCUCUUCUGUUGGAGGCUUUUUAGCUUUUCCAUUAUCAACUCUUUAUGGUCCAACAAAAGGAGCAAUAAACCAACUGACAAGAAAUCUGGCUUUGGAGUGGGCAACAGACAACAUUCGGGUCAACAGUGUAGCCCCAGGACCAAUAAUAACCCCACUCCUAAAAGCUUACUUUGAAGCAGCCGGUGAUAACCCUAUCUCAUCUGUAAGCUUUGGGAUUCCUAUGGGGCGGGCAGGCCAGCCCGUCGAGGUGGCGACGGUGACGGCGUUUCUUUGCAUGGCAGCAGCCUCUUAUAUCACCGGACAAAUUAUCGUCGCCGAUGGAGGAAUAAUGAUGGGACGCUCUCUCUAAUUAAUUAUCAAAUUAGUUGGUGCUUUGAUUGGGUUAAUUAAUACCGUUAUGUGGCCAUUUUAGUUGUUAAUUAAUAAUUGGUGUUUUAUGUAUGGAAAGCACUUAUCAAUAGAAUUUUUUAUUUUUUAUUUUUCUGAAAAUUAUUCAUUCUCGUUGA
This is a messenger RNA of Dendrobium catenatum, 897 nucleotides long. RefSeq names its product tropinone reductase homolog At2g29330-like. The record is from RefSeq and is a predicted model, not a curated record. The transcript has 5 exons. NCBI's taxonomy places the organism in Eukaryota, Viridiplantae, Streptophyta, Magnoliopsida, Asparagales, Orchidaceae. The coding region runs from base 189 to 740 and encodes 183 amino acids. Gene Ontology annotation, molecular function: oxidoreductase activity.